This is a messenger RNA of Betta splendens (Siamese fighting fish), 2237 nucleotides long. Its product is annotated as RING finger protein 214-like. Gene Ontology annotation, molecular function: ubiquitin-protein transferase activity. The record is from RefSeq and is a predicted model, not a curated record. Lineage: Eukaryota; Metazoa; Chordata; Actinopteri; Anabantiformes; Osphronemidae.
UCUAUCUUUUUUAUAGACGUAGACGAUCUUUGGAUAUUUCCUAGGAACUUUGGUGAUGAUGGAGCCGUGGCUGCUAAAAGAUUUCUGUCGGAUCAUAUUCAGCGACGCGCACGUCGUUUCCGUGUAGCUAGCUAGCUAGCAUCUUUUGGCUGUAAACAGAAGUUUAACAACAGCCAAUAAGGUGUUGCUUUUGUAUUUUACUGGACCAGAUUGAGUUCGGGCCGUCGUAGCGGACGAACCUUCGAGUGACAGGCCAGAGGUUGGAUUUCAUCAUGGAUGUAAGCGGAGCAACAUUUAGCCCGCCUCCAGGAGAAGAGUAUCGACAGCGGGCUGUGUGCGGCCCGGAGGAGCAGAAUGUGCAGCCGGAGCUGGCGCACAUGACGCUGCAAGAUGCAGAUGCAGGCAAUGUGGCCGUUCAGCAAGAGACAUGUUAUGAGAACAGAGGCCCCUGGGCUCAGACAGACCUUGUGCCAAAGGAUCAGGCUGUGCAGACGGAUGGCACAACAGAGGAUCUGGGCAUCAACACAGACGCAGACUGGGAGAACCAGGUGGAGGCUAUGAACGAGUACAGCUCCAAACUAAUGCAGCAGUACGAAAGUCUGAUGAAGAAGCACGGCCAGGAGGAGGUGGCGCAUGAGAAGCACAUACAACAGCUGCAGAGGAAGAAGGAGGAGGCCAUCCGCCAGCACCAGGCUCUUCUGGUAAAACUUGAGUCUGUGCGAGUUAAACUACAGCUGAACAACUCAAAGGCCACAAGGAAGAACUUCCUAGCCAAAAACCAGGAAAUGACAGCAGAAAAGAACAAAGCUGAAGAGGAGAGGAACAGGUUGGCGAAAGAGCUGGAAGAGAGUGAGACGAAGCUGACGGCGCUCACGGGCGAGCAGCGUGAGGAAGCGAGGUGGCGGGGGGAGCUGGAGGAGCUGGGGCGAGAGAUGGAGCAAGUGAGGGAGGAGGCGCAGGAGGCCGAGCUGACGGCCCUGCAGGACGAGAUCGCGGCCGUGGAAACGCAGAGAGACGUGGCCAUGACCCGCAUCGAGACCUGGCUGAGAGAGGUGCAGCAGUACCUGAACGCUCUCCGGGCAGAGUUCCCACAGCAGUACCCGCAGGAGAGACGUGAGUGGGAGAAGAAGGAAGGUCUGGUCAGGAGCAGUCGGGUGGAGCUUCAGGGCCGCUUCCAGGAGGUUCUGCUGCAGCUCCAGCAGGGUGAAGAGUUAGAGGCUCUGCCCCGGAUCAACACGCCGUCUCUGCCACAGGUUCCCAUGGCUGAUGUGAGGUUCAAACAGGUGAUGCAGGCUCAUUCUGCACCUUCUCCUCCUCCUCCCAACCCUGUGCACCGACCUCUCCCUCCCCACAGACACCCACACUAUGUCCCCCAGCCCCAGGAGCCCUACCACCGCCCUCAGUACCGUCAUCACUAUCCCGACCCACACCACAACCCUCCACAGGAACACUACUUCUCCACAACGCCCCCUCCACUGCACCAGUUCCAGCAGCCUCAGCUCCAGGCCUACGUCCGCGCUCCCGCUCCCAGCCUUUCCCCAUCACCUCCUUUUCAACCAGUCCACCCGGUUAUUCCCUCCCCACCGCCCCCUGCUGCUGUUUCUGCCCCCACCCCCUCCUCUGCUCCCGCUGGCAAACUAGACAAAGUCCUGGAGAAACUCAGGAUCAAGUUUCCACAGUGUGACAGGGCCCAGCUCACGUCCCUGCUGCAGCAGGUCAAGAGCUCCCGGGGAACGUUAGCUGGCAUGACGAUGGAGGAGGUCAUGGAGCAGGUCGGCUUGAGGCUGGCACAGAACGAGAGGGCGGCCCCGGGGCCCAUAAGCCGGCCCCCGCCCCCAGGCCCCAUCCAGCGACCGCCCCCUCCUAUGCACAGGGCGGCCAGGGCCCAAAAACUGUGCCUGAUGUGCCAGAAACACAUGGAUCCAGAGAGCCGACACCCACUGAGCUGCUCCCACGUCAUACACAAAGAGUGCAUUCGAGUGUGGCUGCAGGCCAGCAAGAACAACUCCUGCCCCUUCUGCCCCACCAAGUGAAGAGACGCGUGAGUGGUUCACUCACAGCAGAGGCGUAGAAGAACCAGCUAACAGCAUCAGUGUGCAACGUUUCACUGCUCGAUCAGCUGUGAAUGCUUUUUAACUCACAGUGUCAGCUUCAACUGUUGUUGAACUAUGAUGUUUAAUGGUCAUUGACUGUUUGAUGAUUUAAAUACUUCAAUUAAAAGCAUCUUCAGUGUGAAA